UUCCGCUUCCGGGUCAGUUCAAGUUGUCGCCCCGUUCAUGCAUGUUGAUGAAUCAGUCGAAGUUUAUCCCCUCAACUGAUACAUUUCAAUUACUACAGUUUAAUGUAAUAACUUAUAAUACAGACAUAUUCAAAUAGUUAAAGCUCAAGUUGUGGAUAUACUAUAUAAGGAUGCCGUCGCUCAGCUGUAGAUUCUACCAGCACAGGUUUCCAGAGGUGGAAGAUGUGGUGAUGGUCAACGUGCGCUCCAUCGCAGAGAUGGGAGCCUACGUAAGUCUACUGGAGUACAACAACAUUGAAGGCAUGAUCCUCCUUAGCGAGUUGUCUCGCAGACGUAUCCGCUCCAUCAACAAACUCAUCAGGAUCGGACGCAACGAGUGUGUGGUCGUCAUCCGAGUGGAUAAGGAGAAAGGUUACAUUGAUCUGUCCAAGAGAAGAGUUUCACCCGAGGAGGCAAUCAAGUGCGAAGACAAAUUUACCAAAUCCAAAACGGUGUACAGCAUAUUGAGGCAUGUGGCUGAGGUUCUGGAGUACACCAAAGAUGAGCAGCUGGAGAGCCUGUUCACACGCACCGCCUGGGUGUUUGAUGAGAAGUACAAGCGGCCUGGAUACGGAGCCUAUGAUGUCUUCAAACAGGCUGUGGCGGACCCAGCCGUUUUAGAUUGUCUGGACCUGACAGAGGAGGAGAAGGCUGUCCUCAUUGACAACAUCAACAGAAGACUGACCCCACAAGCUGUCAAAAUCAGGGCAGACAUUGAGGUGGCCUGUUACGGGUAUGAGGGGAUCGAUGCUGUCAAAGAAGCGUUGAGGGCAGGGCUGGGCUGCUCCACAGACGCCAUGCCAAUCAAGAUUAAUCUGAUAGCGCCGCCGCGCUACGUCAUGACCACCACCACACUGGAGCGCACAGAGGGUCUCUCUGUCCUCAACCAGGCCAUGGCUGCCAUCAAAGAGAAGAUCGAGGAGAAGCGAGGAGUCUUUAACAUCCAGAUGGAGGCGAAGGUUGUGACAGACAUAGAUGAGACAGAGCUGGCCCGCCAGCUGGAGCAACUGGAGAGGGAGAACGCUGAGGUGGACGGAGAUGACGAGGAUGGAGAGAUGGAGGCCAAGGCAGAGGACUAAACUCGAUGAAGAACUGAGGGAUUGGAUAUGACGAGGACACAUAUUAUACAUAUGCAGUCCAGAGCAUGUAUUCAUAAAGCAUCGCAGAGUAGGAGUGCUGGUCUAGGAUCAGUCCACCCCCCCAUAUGUAAUCUUAUGCAUAAUGGUCUAAAAGGCUAAACUUAUCCUAGAUCAGAACUCCUAUUUUGAGAUAUUUCAUGAAUACAGGCCCUGUCUGAUGAGACGAACUUCAUAUCAAAUCAAGCAUUCUAGAACGUCUCGCCAACUGAACCCUUUGGAUCAGUAGCAGGGACCCUCUCAGGGAGACCGAUAGAGAGACGGCUACAGCCACUGACUGUCAUACUGCCAAACACAGGGCUGGGAAAGGCCUCUGUGAUUAUACCAAUGGACACAAUAACAAAUGAAUGUGAUCACUGAACCCUAGCUGUUUGAAUUGCGUCAGAACGGGUGGGUUGGUGUAGGAUUAGCCUAUUUGUGCUGUAGCCAACUCCUCUCUGUGUGGAAGAGUUGGCUACAGCACAUAUAUAAUACAAAAUGGGACAAGGCUUGGGUUGGUGGGGUGGUAGCCUGGUCCCGUGCUGAAUGUUCUGUAACCAACUGUUUGUGACACAUACAGUAUAGGACCAGGCUAGAGUGAGUAGGGAUUUAGAUGGAUUCUGAGAAUAUAAUAAUACUUGAGUGUUUUAUAUAUAGCAAGGAAAUAUUUUAGGAAUGAGUACUUUCGAAAGUGGCCUUGACUUUCUCCCCAACUCCGUGAAAGGACAAUAGCUUUCUUGUCGUUUUCCUGCUCAAUGUGGUUCAAGUGAAAUGUCGGAAGGAAAAGAGUAUAAUGCUUACCUAACCAACUCACACAGAUCUUUAUAACUUAGGGUGCAUUCUGGAUGUAUUUCUAUUUUGACAGGACUACAUUCUUAACAUUAAAUUAAACAAAUAAAAAAAGUA
Molecule: messenger RNA, 2060 nt
Organism: Salmo salar (Atlantic salmon)
Lineage: Eukaryota; Metazoa; Chordata; Actinopteri; Salmoniformes; Salmonidae
Product: eukaryotic translation initiation factor 2 subunit 1
Biological process (GO): translational initiation
Cellular component (GO): eukaryotic 48S preinitiation complex; eukaryotic translation initiation factor 2 complex
Molecular function (GO): RNA binding; ribosome binding; translation initiation factor activity
Source: RefSeq, a predicted model, not a curated record